Molecule: messenger RNA, 1298 nt
Organism: Drosophila virilis
Lineage: Eukaryota; Metazoa; Arthropoda; Insecta; Diptera; Drosophilidae
Source: RefSeq, a predicted model, not a curated record
GUGACCAAAAUGAUAAAAUAUGCAGUGCAUAUACCUAUCGAAUCAUAAAGCCAAUGCUUGAGUAUUUUGCAAAGAUCAAUAAUGAAAUCGAAAUAAAAAACAAGAAAAUAAAUGAAUUGGAACAAAUUGUCGAAAUUAAUUCAAUAACUCUCAAAAACAACGAACUACAUUUAACAAAACUACAUGACAAAUCUGUGAUAUGUGAAAUGGAACUGCAGAAUUUAACAGCCCAAGGCGCAAAUUUAAGAGAUAGUUUCAAUAUUAAAGAGGCAGAGGUCUUCCAAGCACUGUCCAACCUAACUUUAUGCGAAAAGAAUUGUAAUGAAAUCGAAAUAAAAAACAAGAAAAUAGCUGAAUUGGAACAAAUUGUCGAAACUAAUACAAUAACUCUCAUAAACAAUAAACAACAAUUAGCAAAACUAAAUGACAAAUCUGAAAUAUGUGAAACGGAGUUGCAGAAUUUAACAAUGCAAAACUCAAAUUUAAAAGAUAGUGUUAAUAUUAAAGAGGCAGAGGUCUUCCAAACACAGUCAAACCUAACUUUAUGCGAAAAGAAUGUCUCUGAUAAAGAUGUGGAACUUAACAGCCUUAAAGAGAAAUUAGUUGAAUACAAACAAAAACUUGAGCAUCUCCCGAAAAGUUGUGUUGAUUUUAAGAACUAUUCGGGAAUUCUAGCAUUAAAAGUUGAAGGCUUGGACCCGUUUGACGGGUCGUGCGAUUCGAAUCUGGCGGGAUCAGGGUGGACCGUAAUACAACGCCGCAUUGACGGAAAAGUCAACUUCUAUCGACCAUGGGAGGAUUACAAGAAUGGCUUCGGAAACGUCAAUGAAGAAUUCUGGUUUGGGCUUGAAAGGCUACACAGAAUUACGAGCGCACAGAGAUACGAACUAUACAUUCAACUAGUGGAUCAAGAAAAUGAAACGCGUUUUGCCAGAUAUGAUGAUUUUCGAAUUGGAAGUGAGCAAGAGAAAUACAAGUUGAUUUCAAUUGGCGAAUUUAGUGGAAAUGCCGGCGAUUCCAUGAAACUGCACAAAGGACGUCAUUUUUCAACCUACGAUAGCGAUAAUGAUGAUUAUAAAAGCGGGAAUUGUGCUUCGACAGAAAAAGGUAGCUGGUGGUAUUUUUACUGCGCGGAUAGCAACCCAAACGGUAAAAGGUUCGACUGUAACGUCGAAGACACGAAUGAGCUAGAAACAACUGGGUGUAUUUACUGGCAGAAUUGGCAUGGCCGGAGUCACUCCAUAAAAAAUGUCCAAAUGAUGAUACGACCAUUUGAAUCUAUCUAGUCUAUUAAUUAA